Messenger RNA from Xiphophorus couchianus (Monterrey platyfish), 3164 nucleotides. RefSeq names its product NIM1 serine/threonine protein kinase (gene nim1kb). Gene Ontology annotation, biological process: protein phosphorylation; microtubule cytoskeleton organization; intracellular signal transduction. NCBI's taxonomy places the organism in Eukaryota, Metazoa, Chordata, Actinopteri, Cyprinodontiformes, Poeciliidae. Gene Ontology annotation, cellular component: cytoplasm. Gene Ontology annotation, molecular function: tau-protein kinase activity; ATP binding. Bases 1405 to 2712 code for a protein of 435 amino acids. The record is from RefSeq and is a predicted model, not a curated record. The transcript is spliced from 4 exons.
ACACCCAGGAAAAACUUCCUCAGUAUUUAGCAAUAUAAAUAGUUGUGGAGCAGUUUGGGUCUAAUGUUUUUAGUUUCCCACGGGUGCUGGUUGUUUAGACGUGUUACCGUGGCGACAAGGUAUUGUUUUUACUAAUAAUAUCUGAACUAUGACCCCAAAUCCCAGAGGAGAUGAAAAGGUGGAAGCUGACACCAUCUCUUCCUUCCAUUGUUUCCCCAAAUCCAACACCUUUCCAACCAUGGCAGAGAUUUAAAGAGGAGCGGCAAAAGCAAAUGAGGUGGAUUAGCAGAGUUUUUGUUACAGCUGAUGGUGUCAAUCAGGAGAAAUAUCAUCUAUAACUCAAUUAGAGAUGAUAAUUGAAUAAUCAUCAACUAGUUAACGAUUAACUGUUUACUAAAGUAGAGAAUCAGACUCUGAAAAGGAUAAUUUACUGAAAAACCAACAUAUUCAACGGAGUAAUUAAGUCAAAACUGUUCAAAAUAUUUACACAUAUAUACACAUUUUAUAUUUAAGAUAAAAAAAAAACACCUUUGUCUGUAAACAUGUUUUAAUCAGAACUGCUGAAGUGGCUGUUUAGCUUCACCAGGUUCAGAUUUUAUAUAAAAAAGGAUAGAAAUUAUUUAGCACCUUUUGAUAUGUAGUAAUUAAUCUGUAAUUGUAUUUUUUCUUUCAGUGUUUAAAUGUAAAAUAUGUAGAAUGUGGCCAUUUUUUAAUCUGAUUCAUCGAUUAAUCGUCAGAUUAUUUGAUUUCUGAGACACUAAACGAUGAGUUAAUGAAUUCUCGGCGGAGCCACGUUGCUCCUCAGGUGUUCCCACCUGAAUGGAGCUGCUCUCCAGCCAGGUCCUGAUCUUGUUCCCUCUAAUCUGUUUAUCUCUGCUCUGCAGCCGCGCUCUAAACUGGACUCUCCUCUAAUCUCAACAAGAACAUCGGCUAAUGCCGUUGCAUAACGGUUCAUCUUCAGCCGAGCCUCCAGGGAAUGAAACCAUUUCCUCCCACACACCUGGCCUCAACCUGCAUAAAUAUCCAGGUUCUGGUGAUUUAAAAACAUAAAAUACAGUCAGAACCAGAAGCUUUUGUUUGUUUCGGUUUAAAUGUAGCGGGUCAGAGUUGAACUCAAACAGGAUUAGCGAUCAUGGACACCAUCUUGGCCGCCGUCCUUUGCUGGAGGGAUGAAGAGGCGUGACCUGUGGCGUCAUCUCAGCCUCCUCCUCCUCACAUGUCUGCCGUGUGUUGAGUCAACAGUCUAUGGUUCUCUGUUGGAGAGGAAACAGGUGGAGGCGGUGAAGCUCUGACCUCAGCAUGUGAGAAGGUUCUGGUUCUCUGGGUCCGUCUGGGCCGGACUGUUUGGAGAGGACUCCGUCCACAGCCAUGUUCUGAAGAAGACGGGCGGUUUGGACAUCUGCGAUGCCUGGAAGCCAGUACCAGCUGACCCGCCACAGGCUGAGCCACAGCCUGUACAGCCUGACGGACAGCUCGGACGGCGGCCAUGAGGAGGAGCGGCCCGACGACUCGCUGCACCUCACGCCGCUGCAGAAGCUAACGGCGGCCAUGUGCAAAGACGAAAAGACCAUCAAGGAGCUGAUCAUCGGCCGCAGGGUGGGCUUCUACAAGGUCAGAGGGGAGAUCGGCUACGGGACUUUCUCCAGGGUCAAACUGGCGUUCCACGCUCUGACCAAAGACAAAGUGGCUCUGAAGAUCCUGGACCGGACGCGGCUGGACGCCCAGGCCCAGCGGCUGCUGUCCAGGGAGAUCAGCAGCCUGGAGUGCCUGCAGCAUCCCAACGUGAUCCGGCUGUACGAGGUGGUGGACACGCCCAGCCGCCUCUUCCUGGUGCUGGAGUACGCCGGAGGAGGGGAUCUGCACAAUCGGAUCUGCACCGAGGGGAAGCUGUGCGACAACGCCAGCAAGAUCACCUUCGCCCAGAUCCUCUCUGCCGUCAAAUACAUGCACAACUUGAACAUCAUCCACCGUGACCUGAAAGCGGAGAACGUUCUGUUCACCUCCGCCGGCUGCGUCAAAGUCGCCGACUUCGGCUUCAGCACGCGCGUUGCGAGCCGCAGCAGCUCGCUGGACACGUUCUGCGGCUCGCCGCCGUACGCCGCCCCGGAGCUGUUCAGGGACGACAGCUACCUGGGCCCGCCGGUGGACGUCUGGGCCAUGGGGGUCCUGCUGUUCUUCAUGGUGACCGGCAGCAUGCCGUUCCGGGCCGACACCAUGGGCAAGCUGCGGCGCUGCAUCAUGGAGACCAGCUACGCCAUCCCGCCGUGGGUGCCGGGCCCCUGCCAGCGGCUCAUCAGGGGCAUCCUGAAGCCGGUCGCCGCCGAGCGCUACGCCGUCGACCAGAUGCUGGGCUGCGAUUGGCUGCUGCCCGUGGAGUUCCCCUGGUCGCUGGCGCCGCCGGAGCCGCCCGGCCCGCUGCAGAGCCUGCUGGAGUCGGAGCGCGGGAACCCGGAGGACGAGGAGGUGGAGGAGGAGGUGCGGAGCGCCCUGGAGGAGCUGGGCUUCACCGCCGAACACCUCCGCAACCACCAGCUGACGGACAGCCGCAGCCCCGUCACCGGCGUCUACCGCAUCCUGCUGCACCGCGCCCAGAAGAGAUGGGGCUGCGAAUCGCCGCCCGUGGUCCGCGGCAUGGUGAGGGACCCCAAGAGGGAGGGGCUGCGGGCCUACAGGGGCCUCAGGCACACCUCCAAGUUCUGUGUGCUGUCAUAACGGACCGCUAUGGGUCGGUCUGUGGCCUAAACAAAUCAUUCUUAGAUAACAAGAGUUUAGUUUUUAAAUCCAGACAAGCUGCUGGCCACGCCCCCAACUCAACGUUUACACCCACGCCUGAAAAUGGCUGCAAACAGAUGCACAGUUAUAUAACUGUACGUCUUUGAAAAGCAGAAGUGGAGCCUCCUGCACAGCCCAUUGCAUGGACCAAUCACGUCUUUCUAGACACCAAGAGAAAUAAUUUGCCAAAAAACGGCUGGGUGUUUUUUUUUUAAGUGCUCUGGUUUGUUUUUAGAAACAUUUGAGACCCAAAUGGACCAAAGAAAACCAUCAUCAUCAUCAUCAUCAUCAUCGCCCCUCUUAGAUUCACGUUUUAUACUCCGAGUUCAGCGCUGGAAACUUUUCUGUUAUUUAUGUGAAAGUGCCUGAAAAACGAGAAAUAAAAUGAAUGU